UAUUUUACGCAUGUUAGUUAAACUAGCGAAUUUCUUAUCAUGCGCACCCUCCUCGUGGUUGUUCUGACACUGACUUGAACCAGCGAGUCACAGGCACAGACACACACUCAGCACGUGUUUGUUAUUCAAUGGCAAAUUGUUUAAUCUAUUCUACACUUCUUAAUAGCAUAGCAGCAUCACUGAGUCACUGAACGAGUCAACGUUCCCACUCUGCUUCUACCACCAUUUCUAAAACUUAACUUCUUUCUCUCUCUCUCUGACUCAGUGACGACUCAGUAGUCAAACUCAACCAAUGACGAGAAAGGUUUCAAAUUUGUCCGAUCUGAUCCAAAGGGUCACCGCUUCUUGUCUUCUCAACCCACUUGUCCCAAGAAGCAAGGAAGUGGAAGAGGACUCGACAAGCGAAUCAGAAGAAAACAGAGACGAAGAACAACAUUACAAUGACGAUGAUGAUGAUGAUGAAGAAGAAGUUGAGAGUGAUGAUUUCAACGGAGAAAAAAUGACGGGGUUGAAGGUUUUGAAAGUAAAGCAGAUGGAAGUGUUAAUGGAGGAAGUUUUCGAAACGGUGUCGUCGAUGAAGAGAGCGUACGUCAAGUUACAAGAAGCGCAUUCUCCGUGGGACCCAGAGAAAAUGAGAGUUGCUGACGUGGCGGUGGUUUCGGAUUUGAGGAAGCUAGCCGUGUUGAGGGAGAGGUUUCGUCGGAGUGGAGGUGGUAAGAAGAGUGGUCGGAGGAGAUGCGGUGUGGCGUCGGUGAGGGAGGUUGUAGCGCCGUAUGAGGCGGUGGUGGAGGAGUUGAAAAAGGAGGUUAAGGUGAAGGAUUUAGAGGUUCAAAAUCUGAAAGAGAAACUUGAAGGUGUUGUUGCUUUGAAUAAUAGUGGUGAAAAGAAGCCAGGGAGGUCUCAGUCUAAGAGAAAACUAGGAAUUCAAGCAAUUGCAAUUCCAACACCAGAACUCUUUGAAACAACUAUGGUGCAAGUAAGAGAAGCAUCAAAGUCCUUCACAUCAAUGCUUCUAUCUCUAAUGCACAAUGCACAUUGGGACAUAACAGCUGCUGUUCGUUCAAUUGAAGCAGCUACUGCUUCGACUGACAAAUAUCAUAACACUUCAACUUCAUCCAUUGUUUCAUCUCACCAUGCUAAGCAUGCACUUGAUUCCUAUAUAUCUAGAAAGAUCUUCCAAGGGUUUGACCAUGAGACUUUCUACAUGGAUGGAAGCCUCUCUUCACUCCUCAAUCCCGACCAGUUUCGGCGUGAUUGCUUCACUCAAUACAAGGACAUGAAGUCCAUGGAUCCUGCUGAGCUUCUCGGGAUCUUACCGACGUGUCACUUUGGUAAAUUCUGUUCUAAGAAGUAUCUUGCUAUUGUUCAUCCUAAGAUGGAGGAGUCCUUGUUUGGUAACUUGGAGCAGCACAGUCAAGUCAAAGCAGGAAACCACCCGAGGAGUGAAUUUUACAAUGAAUUUUUAGGGUUGGCCAAGACUGUGUGGUUGCUUCACUUACUAGCAUUCUCAUCAAACCCUCCACCGAGUCAAUUUGAGGUAAGUCGGGGAGCUGAAUUCCAUCCGCAGUAUAUGGAUAGUGUGGUGAAAUUUUCUGGUGGCCGGGUGCCAGCUGGUCAGGUUGUAGGGUUUCCGGUUAGCCCUGGAUUUAAGCUGGGGAAUGGAUCUGUUAUAAAGGCUAGGGUUUAUUUGAUAGCCAGAACAUAAUUUUUAGGAGAUAAGGAAGUGAUCAAAUUAUUUGCCUAGCAGGAUUACGAGGCUACUGAUGUAAUAUAAAAAUCCUUUGGCUAGGUUAUUGUUUUUUUUGGGUGAGUUCAGUUUGAACAUGCACUCUCACGACACUAUUUUGAAUUUGUCCUUGAAGUGAUAUUGUUAUAGUUAAUUCUAAAAAAUUAUGAUAGAAAGCAAAUGCUUUUUUUCUA
Molecule: messenger RNA, 1920 nt
Organism: Cicer arietinum (chickpea)
Lineage: Eukaryota; Viridiplantae; Streptophyta; Magnoliopsida; Fabales; Fabaceae
Product: protein GRAVITROPIC IN THE LIGHT 1
Biological process (GO): response to red or far red light; negative gravitropism
Source: RefSeq, a predicted model, not a curated record